Messenger RNA from Sporisorium graminicola, 732 nucleotides. RefSeq lists its product as uncharacterized. The transcript has a single exon. Bases 1 to 732 code for a protein of 243 amino acids. The record is from RefSeq and is a predicted model, not a curated record. Lineage: Eukaryota; Fungi; Basidiomycota; Ustilaginomycetes; Ustilaginales; Ustilaginaceae.
AUGGGCCUCUUCACCAGCUCGUCUUCCGCUUCUCGGAGACCCGCGUCAGCUGCGCCUUUGAAGCGCCGUUCAUUGGGACGCAGCCGAGAAAGCUUGUCCAAUAGCAUCGCUUCCGCCAACAACUCGCAAGCUGGAUGUUCAUCCGUACCGCUCUCGAACGGAGGCGUCGGCGCUGCUGAACAAAGCCUUCGAAACACGGAUCCGCAAGGCAAGUCCGCAUUGUCCGAUCAGAGCAUCCCCCAACUGCAGACUCAGCCUCUACCAGCUACAACAUCAAAGUUGCACGCUUUUCCGCUCACCGCACAAAGUAAAAUACAUUCGGACGACGAAGACGAGCACACUGAACUAGCAGACUUGCAGAGCGACAACACCUUUCUCUACGACAGGCAGCUGCCACUCGACUCAGCCCUCGGAACCGGCAUUGGCAACGCUCCAGAGCCCAACUUCCUCGAACGCAUCAGUGCGUAUGUAGCAGAGCACUAUCUAGACUGCUUUGGGAUCACGCACCACAAGGAACUCGUUCGUCACGAUAACCGUCUCGUGCCCUUCAUCGCCAAAGCGCCACGGUUUCUCUCCAUCCAUUCACUUAGGCGAAAGGAGCUCGAGCGCGACUAUACCGAGGUUACUGAUACCGUCGAUACCUGUCCGCGUGAACAGCUCUGCCUCGGUCGCUGUCUGCUUGGCUUCAGCUGUCCGAUCCAGGACUUAUCUCUGCACUCAAGCGUUCUCUGA